AUGGACGACGAGCUAAUCAACCCGUGCUCCUCCUUCCCUGUCUGUCCGCCGUCCUGCCAGCUCUCCACAGUUGAAGUCGAGCACCACAACCAGUUUAUCGAGUUCGCCUCCUGCGAGGUCCCCGAGCAGUGGCUGCUCAGCGACGUCGUCGUUCCGGCCAAGAGUGACGACGCGGGCCGCCUGUGGCCCGAGUUGUCCCUGCUCUCCACGGUCUCCGACUUCUCUGAGCUUCCAACUGUGAGCCUCCCGGCUUCCACGAAGCCGCAGCCGGCGGCCAAGCGGCAGGGACGUAAAUCGGGAACCCGCUCCCAGCGGCCCAACGUUAGCCACGUGGAGGCGGAACGGAAGCGGCGCCAUAAGCUGAACCGUCGCUUCUGCGACCUCCGCGCUGCCGUGCCCAACGUGUCCCGCAUGGACAAGGCCUCUCUCCUCGCCGACGCGGUCACGUGUAUCGCCGAGCUCCGCAGCCGACUGUCGCGGUUGGAGGACAAGAGCAAGCAGGCGGCCGCCGCGAGGUGGGAGAAGAGCGCGUCCUCCCGCUGUUGCGUUGGCAACGACUUCCAGCAUCACCUUGCCGGCAACGAGGCAGUGGAGGUGCGGAUGCUUGGUCGGGAGGCGGCGGCGGUGCGUAUGACGACGGCCGCAGGGUCCGUCCCGCAUGCGCCAGCGCGACUAAUGGGCGCGGUCCGGUCACUGGAGCUGCAUGUGCAUCACGCGUGCGUGAGCUGCAGGCCGGGCGAGACGGUGCAGGAUGUGGUCGUUGACGUGCCCGCUGCGCUGCAGCACGAUGAUGGCGCCGCCCUCCACUCCGCGCUGCUCCUGGGGUUACAGGACAGCGCCCAGCCAUAG
This is a messenger RNA of Hordeum vulgare subsp. vulgare (domesticated barley), 849 nucleotides long. RefSeq names its product transcription factor MYC2-like. Gene Ontology annotation, cellular component: nucleus. NCBI's taxonomy places the organism in Eukaryota, Viridiplantae, Streptophyta, Magnoliopsida, Poales, Poaceae. Gene Ontology annotation, biological process: regulation of DNA-templated transcription. Bases 1 to 849 code for a protein of 282 amino acids. The record is from RefSeq and is a predicted model, not a curated record. The transcript has a single exon. Gene Ontology annotation, molecular function: protein dimerization activity; transcription cis-regulatory region binding; DNA-binding transcription factor activity.